CAAUGGUCUGUAGUAGGAGUGUCAGGCGCGAGUCGUUCUUGUUAAUUUAAUAACAAUAGUUAUUUUUGUUGGUUAUUUCAGUUCUAUUAAUUAAGUUUACUUAGAUAUAAUACGCCACAUUCAUGUAUGUGGUUAGGUGUUGUAGAACUUAUCGGUAGCAAUGAACGGGUUAAGUUUAAGUGAAUUAUGCUGCUUGUUUUGUUGUCCUCCGUGUCCAUCAAGAAUCGCUGCAAAAUUGGCUUUUCUUCCACCUGAUCCCACCUAUAGUUUUCAGUCAGAUGAAUCAGGAUCUAAGUUUCAAAUCAGUCUCUCGGAUAGGGCAGAAUGGCAAUAUUCCGAACGAGAAAAAGAAAACAUAGAAGGAUUCUACGCUCGUACCUCGAGAGGCAACAGGAUUGCUUGUCUUUUUGUUAGAUGCAGUGCCAAUGCUCGAUUCACAAUAUUAUUUUCUCAUGGAAAUGCCGUUGAUUUGGGACAGAUGAGUAGUUUUUACCUUGGAUUAGGAACAAGGAUCAACUGCAAUAUAUUUAGCUACGAUUAUUCUGGAUAUGGAGUUAGUACUGGCAAACCCUCUGAGAAAAACUUGUAUGCUGACAUUGAUGCUGCCUGGCAGACUCUUAGAACAAGAUAUGGCAUUAGCCCAGAAAACAUUAUUUUGUAUGGACAGAGUAUAGGGACUGUUCCUACAGUGGAUUUGGCUUCAAGAUAUGAAGUUGGUGCAGUUGUUCUUCAUUCACCCCUUAUGUCGGGCAUGAGAGUGGCCUUCCCGAACACUAAAAGAACCUGGUUCUUCGAUGCCUUUCCUAGUAUUGAUAAGGUCCCCAAGGUAACAUCCCCGGUGCUGGUAAUCCACGGAACAGAAGAUGAGGUUAUAGACUUCUCUCACGGCCUUGCCAUCUAUGAAAGGUGUCCCAGGGCCGUUGAACCACUCUGGGUAGAGGGUGCGGGUCACAACGACGUGGAGCUGUACUCUCAAUACCUGGAGCGACUGAAGCAGUUUGUGUCCGUGGAGCUCCUCAACUGACAGUUGCUAGCGGGCGAGCGCGACGACCCCCUCCCCCCCUCCACACUCAGUCUGAGCUCAGCUACCAACAGUUCGGUCACAGAGAAGCUCCUCUAGCUAGGAUAAAUCGCAUAUAUUUUUAUAGCCGAAAUUGAAUGCAAACAGACAAAUCAUGGCUGGGGUGAGUAGGGCAACUUUACAAAAUAACAUUUUUUUUACUAAAUCUGUCCGAGAUAAAGUUAGGCAUGCUGCUGUAAGGUAGAACAAAACAAUGGUUAAGGUAGAACACAAAAUACUCAAUUUCAUUAAUUUGUAAAAACGAGGUAGGCGUAGUUCUAAGUUGUUAUAAAAUGACAGUACUGUAAUAGUCCUAUGUGAAUUGGCCAACUUAAGUGAUGACUAACUGCAUAUUUGUCCAAUUACAUCACUUUGUAAGUCAGCUGAUUCUAUGGGACAAGCACAAUUGUUUGUUUUAUGACAUUUCAGAUUAAAAUGCCAUACUUUUUUCUCUUAAUAUUGAAUGAAUAAAAGUUUUUAUUUGUUUUAAAUUUCCACUGUUAAGUGAUGUACUUAAUGAGGUUUUUUUAUUAAUGGGAUUUAGUCGCAGGACCCAGCCAUUGUUUCAUUCUACCCUAACGGUCAGAUAGCUUUCCUCAACUUGACCCGAGAUAGGAUAUAGUUAUGGUGUUAUUCCUUUAGUUACUAUCAGUCCAAAAACAUUGUACUACUUCAAUACUGCCAUUUAAACUUUCUGACUGCAUUUGUCUGAUCAGGUUGCUAUGUCAAACGAUACCAUAUCUAUCAAAAUGUGAAGUUAGCCUAUUUAGUUUUACUUUUUGUGUAAAAUUAUGUCCCAGGGCUGGUAGUAGUUAAAUUGAAUGAACCUGAUGUACAUGUACUCGUAGCUUUGAAAAUAUUUGUUUUGACCAUUUGGUUUGAUUUCUUAAAGGCAAUUUUCUCGUGAUGCAACUAAGGUAGCUUGUCUCAAAUUAAGGUGAGACUAAAAAUCUUGUUCAAAAAAUUUAACACUUUUUUCAAUAACUAAAUUAUAUUUUCUCAUAGUAUGUUACAAUACAUUUUAAUUGCUGUCUCAAAGCUCACUCCAUCAAAACAAUUCUAAAGGUUGUGAAUGAUAAUUUUACUUUGCGAUUUUUAAUCUCACAAAAUCACUACUUUUUUCCCAAGUUGUCCUCAUAAAACCCUACGCCUGAUAGUUAUUGCAUUUGACAAUUUAGUUGUACAUAUAUACAAUAUCAGUAAGUAAUUUCAGAUGUGUGAAAUAGUAAGAGUGAAUUUAUAAUCCCGACAUCCCACCCAGAGUUUGUACCCUUUUAGAGCACGUUUUCACUGCGGAAUGGAAGAUUUGUUUGAAAAUAAUACUUAAGCUACCAAUAAAUGUUUAGCCUAUUCGCAGAAUACGUGCCAUUUUUAAAAAACUGGAAUUUUUAAAAUGCCUCAUAUGAAAUAGAAAAUUGAUGUUGCCUUUUAUAACAUUAAACCUUUGUUGUUGCCUGUGUUUUUGAGAAGGUGUGUUUUUGCAAGAACACAGGGAACAAAAAAGGUAGUCGUUUCUUGAACUUGGAAUAAUAAAAGAAGAUAUAUGACUUUUAUUGCAUUAAAAGCAAAAGGAUUUACAUUUUUGCAAUUUAAAUUACUAACAGAUAUGAAACAACUUUUAACUGUCGUCGUUUCAAAACCAAUAUAAAACUAUCAAAGUUGUUAUUUUAUGGUAAAUAGUGUCCCUUCGAUUAUUUGGAUUGUUGCAAUUUGGAUAAAAGACUGAAUUGAACUGUUGACUUUUAACAGAUCUUUCCCAUCGCUCUGAAAUGUAUUAUUAAUUGUAUUGUUAAAUACUGUACAACUAUUUUUAUUACUACAAGGGUACAAUACUUAUCACCGCCUUUUGCAGUCCACAUAUUUUCCUAUAACCACGAUCAUUUGCUGACUAUGGAUAUCGAUUGACAGAUAUUCAUCACAGCUUAAUUGUUGAUGCCAAAACCAAUAAUUGAUUCACCUGUUUAAUCUUAAGCGAACUCAGUAAAAGCACAGCAUAAAAAUGUACCCCAACAUGUAUAAUGUUCUUAACUUGUAAUUUUUGUAUUGUAUAAUUAAUUGUAAUUUUUAUUUUAACCCGCCUACUAUACUUCUUAGGUUACUUAACCUGUUUAGUUGUAGCUAAUUGAUCAUUCCAUUACCAAAAGUAGAACAGUGAGAUGUGGGAUUUGUUCUAUGUUAUGUGUUAAAAUCUAUCAUAGAUUCCGUAAAGGUGUAAUGAAUUUGCAAUAUAAAUGCUGAAAGUUUAAGGUGCAUUUAAAAAGUUUAUAUUCUGAUCUCCAAUGACGAUGUAAUACUUCAUUUAUGCUUCUUGAUUGAAUCAGGUAGAUGUAAAUGAAAAAGUCUGUUAGAAUGUAAUUAUUUUUUAAAGAUCACUAGGUUCAUUUACUUGUUUGCAAAAUAAAUUCAUCAUUGAAAUAUUCAACUUAUUUUACCCAAAGUGGUGAAUUGUGGUAUCAAAAUUGAGUUUUAGAAAUUGAGUAGUCGUACCUACGAUUAAUUGUGGAUGGUGGGAACAAUUUAGUAUUUUAAUUUUUAUAUUCAGUUUAGAAUAGCUUAUGAUACUAUUUUGGGAUCGAUAUGUUACUGUGUAAAUAAUGUUUAAUAUGUAAUAUUAAUUUAACCUUUAUUUUUGUAAGUCUACAUAUCAAAUAUUCUAUCCGGUUUAAACAAUUUUUCGCCACUGAACAGUUAAACUGUUAAUUAGUUUCAAACAAGGCAAAUUUAAUUAAUUCUUAUAGGUUUUCCUGUCAAUCAUAAAACAAUAGUACCGAGAAUAGAUAUUGAAGGAGAGAUGAUGAGUAUAUGCAAUGAUCAAUUUAUAAAAAACACAUUUGGGAAUUGUAUACAGUAGUAUUUUUUUAGAUGAGAAUUUCCGCAGUUGGCUGUAGUGUCAAAGUUAAGGUGAGGUGGAGGGAAUGAAAUCGCUUCCCCUCAAACCGCUUAAAUUUUGUGAACGGAGUAUUUAGAAGUGUGUAAGCAGCUAGUUUUUUAAAGAUGAGUAGAGCAAGUUUGAUUUAUCAAGGCAAAAAAACAAUAAAAUUUUGUUAUGAAAUGUUUUUUUUAUUUUAAUCCGGUACCAAUUUUUCUUUUUUUCUUGUAUUUCAAGUAGGUAAAUUGUUCCUAUAAUUGUUUAUGUAAUUUUUAUAAUAUAAACAUGUCAACAAAUUGCAAAUUAAACCUGGUUUUACAAAACAUUCAUGAACAAAACUUGGGAUGCUAAAAAAUUAAGACUCAACUUUGAUUUUGGUUUCUCUCAAACUCAGCUCAAAUAAAAUCUCUUGCUUGCACACCUCUAAAAAUGUUAUAUAUUUAAUUUUCUUGCUCUAAACAUAGAUUAUUUUUAUAGUUUUAACUCAUUUUGGUGACAUUUUGAUUAGCAAUAUAUUGGUGCCUAAAGAAGCUGAAACAGUUUCUUACCUCAAACAGUGGUGAUGCAAUUGCCAAAUUAAUUUUACAGUUUGUCCUAACUUUAUUUUAAGAUAUAUUUAUCUACUUGUGUUGUUAUUUUGGUUCAUAUUUUUCUAUGUUAUUUUAUGAGUAUGUUUUAGACUGGCAUUUUGGGCCCUGUGUAUAUAUGCAUGGCAUAGGUUUAUAUUUCAUAACGUUAACCAAUGUUGUCCAUCUAGAAAUAACAUAGUUUAAAAUUGUCCCAUUGCACUACGGAUUGUAAAAUAACGAAAUAUAAGAUGCCUUUGUGGAACAUUGGCAACAUUGUGCAUCAUUCUUGUUAAGUUAGUGUUAUAUUUUGAGAUCUCAUUCCCUGCAAAACCGAUUAGUAAUUCAGUACAAACUUUCAAGUGUAGUAUUAGUUUUCUUUCAACGCCCAUAAAGCUUAUGUUGUGUCAGUGCCUUAACAUUGGAAAUCCCAUGUAAAUGGUCUGCUGAUUUUAUUCAUCUUAAAUCUUUACCAGUGUAACUCUGCUUGUUUUGUUCGGCCAGACUUGAAAAAGAAAAUAGUCUUGCAACUGUAUGGAUCAUCCAUAAAUUCAAUUGUUAAAUUUACCAACAUUACUAUUUAAGUAUUAAAUUAACUAAUAUUUUUAUUUAUUUUUUACUAAUUGUUAAACUAAAUAUAAAAAAGUUUUGACCUAUAGUAUCCAUCUUUUUUAUUUAAAACAUGAAUAAAUAGCAUGCUAUUAUACAAAUAUUUUUGUUUUUAUACCAUGAAUUCUAGAAAAAUAAUGUUCGCGGUAUGAGUGUAGGCCUAAAUCAAAUAGUGUUGAAAGGCAUGUUUUAUUCCAUAUAGAAAUAAAAGGCCAUAAAUGUUUUUGUAGUUUCUAAUCCUUUAAGUUGUGAUUCCGAUAAAAAUUAAUGUGUUAACUUAUAACGGAUCAUCGCUCAGAACAUUAAUUUAUGCUGACAUAAUCAUGUUCUUGAUGUUCAAGUUGUUCUUGAUUCAAAUUGAAUAACAGUCUGUCCACUUUAACUAAAUUUAAGGAUUCAUAAUGGUAAUUUUUUAAGAUUAAGUACGUUCACAAAUAUAAGGCCAUGAUUUUAUUUUGUAAAUUAAUAUUUAUGGAUGAUCCUCCACCACAAUGUCAGAAUUUCGUCAUUUUCCAUGAACCAUAUGUCCAUUUUUACAGAUAAGUAAGGUACAUUGGAAACAUUGGGAUCGUUUUCAUUCAAAAAAUUGGGAAAUAUCCUCAGCUCACGCUUAAGAGACGGCCGUGCUCUUUCAGCUCUGGUAUUUUGUACCGGAAAUAUACUUGUGACAAGCAAGGAAGAUCCCGAACUGCGAGUACUGUGCAGAAAUUCUUAUUACGCAGGGUACAGCGUCUUCCUCCACCGUGAGCAUUGUAGUACAUGAGGGGAGUUGUGUUGGACUUUGUGUCUCAGACACCAGCGAUGUUUUCUCUGUACCUUACUUCUCUGUGUCCCCUUAUAUACUUUUAGUUCUGAGACGUCAGGUUUAUUUCCCCAAACACUGCACUCAUGAUCAAUCUUAUGUGUUUUGUGUUAUCUGGGUUUCUAUUUGUGUUAGCAUGUUGUGUACAUUUGUAUCAUUUUUUCACACACCCAAAGCUGUGUCUUUACUGAGGCAGGACUGGUUGGGAACGUUUGCACAUCUAUCAUCCAUACUGCGAUGUGUAAUAUUCCCAGUUGUAUUGGGAAUGACUGUCGAUCCACUACGUUUUUAUAUCGAACAAACAUUGUAUUAACUCCGGGUCGUUGACCUUGUAUGUAUGUACCUAGUGUAUGAUACGGUCGCUAAGUUAUCUUGUAUGUUGCCAAUUCGAUCUUUCGGUUUUAUAAUUUUAUCAUAUAUUUAAGUGUGUAAAAAUGUCUUGUUAAUGUUAAACAACACGUGGGUUUGUAAUUUCUAUAUGAAUCAUAUUGUAUAUUAUAUAAUUACCGUUUCUUUGCA
Molecule: messenger RNA, 6425 nt
Organism: Macrosteles quadrilineatus (aster leafhopper)
Lineage: Eukaryota; Metazoa; Arthropoda; Insecta; Hemiptera; Cicadellidae
Product: alpha/beta hydrolase domain-containing protein 17B-like
Exons: 3
Coding region: 161-1024 (287 amino acids)
Biological process (GO): protein depalmitoylation
Cellular component (GO): endosome membrane; plasma membrane
Molecular function (GO): palmitoyl-(protein) hydrolase activity
Source: RefSeq, a predicted model, not a curated record